AUGCAGGGGUCAAAUUGCACACAUGACUGGCUCUGUCAAUGUUGUGACAAGAGAAAACAGCCGAAUGUGGAGAACAUCUGCCAGAUAAUGUGGCCGAGUUCUUACGUUCACAACCUGGACGGGGGCCCCAUCCACGCACGCGCAGGAGCCAUCGCACGACUGCUGUUGGGAGAUGACAUGGCCUUCGAUUUCGACAUGCUGAUCUACAAGGCUCCCCAGACGAACACCUGCACCCCCUGGCACCAGGACGAGGCUUACUGGCCCGACAUGCCGGACAAGCGAGCCGUCUCCUGUUGGGUUGCUCUUGAUGACGCGACAGUUGAUAACGGCUGUAUGUGGUUCGUUCCCGGGCCUCACGGGCAGCCAAUCCGGCCGCAUCGGGCAGCUAAGGAGGGGGUCCAUGUGCUGAUGACUGACCACUGCUCAGAGGCAGAGGGAAAACCCAUGCCCAUCCCGGCGGGUUCCUGUACCUUCCACCACGGCCGAACGCUGCACUACACACGCGGGAACAGCACGGACAGGGAACGACGCGCCUACAUUGUCAACUAUCGGCCAAUCAGCAUGGUGCGCUGGGAACGAGAGCACGACUUCGACCACGCAAAGAAAGGCAUCCAGACGGUACUUGACCUCGACAAGAAAGCAGAUGGCUGAGAAGAGACCUGCUGCUGCUUGGUUAUCCAAUCUACAACCAAGGACUUCAUAUUCAACUAGAGAGGCCGACAUUUACUUUGGAGCAAAUACAGCGAUGGGUUCACCACAUUUACGACAUGGCAGGGAAAGAUAGCGAAACACAAGGGAAAAUAAUGUUUUACAUGGUAUGAAGUAACAUACAACUAACAGUUGGAUAAUUAUUCCUUAUACCAUUGGUUAGAAUUUUUAAUUGUAUAAUGCAAAACUGUUGAUUUUUAAAGAUAAUAAGAAGCGUUAAUGCCCCGCAUUCCAAUGCCGGAGCAGGAAACCUUGAAAUAU
This is a messenger RNA of Branchiostoma belcheri (Belcher's lancelet), 969 nucleotides long. Its product is annotated as phytanoyl-CoA dioxygenase domain-containing protein 1-like. Lineage: Eukaryota; Metazoa; Chordata; Leptocardii; Amphioxiformes; Branchiostomatidae. The transcript has 7 exons. The record is from RefSeq and is a predicted model, not a curated record. The coding region runs from base 1 to 651 and encodes 216 amino acids.